AGAAUUAGUCAAAAUGGACGAAGAAAAUUCACCGAGUGACACCGCUUCAGCACUAGGAGAAAACAAAUUCACGUUAAGCAACGAUCCGUCCAACAUCGUCGCGGCACUAGCCCAGGAGGAAGCCGUUCUACCUGCUCCGAUAGACAUCAACAUUAAUCGUUGCGAACAGUUGGAGCUUCCGGCGCUAAUCUGGCACAAUUAUGAGCAGCUUCCGACGAAAAUCAAACUGACGAAUACCGGAGAAACUGUGAUACUCAGUGCCAAAUGGGAGGGUGGGGAAAAUCCUGUACUCAAGUGCGGUUACCUAGAUGGCAGAUUUGUGUUUUCGCAACUGCACUUCCACUGGGGCAAUUCGGCGGUCGAAGGCAGUGAACACACGAUCGAUGGAGUGCCACUUCCACUGGAAAUGCACGUCGUUCAUUUUAACGACCGUUACGAGACGCUGGAGGAGGCACUCAAACAUGUCGGUGGAGUGCUUUGUCUAGUGUAUUUUUUUAAUCUGAAAUCCUCAGCUAACAAAUUCAUCGAUCCAGUAAUCUCUAGCUUGAAGGAAAUCGUCUUCCCGGAUAGUGUUGUCAAACUGGCACCUUUUCCGAUCGUUAAUUUAUUUCAUACCUUCAGCGAAGAUUACUUCCUGUACUGGGGAUCUACAAAAGCGGAAUCCAGGAGCCACCCGAUGCUGUGGUUGAUUUCUCGUACUCAGGAGUGCAUUGAUUUCCAUCAGUUGACUCAGUUCCGACAACUGCUAGAUCAACGAAUGCGCAUAAUUUCGCGAGCACCUUCAAAGGUUUCGGACGGCCGGGAUCGCCACAUUUUGCACGUGAAUCCAUUGACACCGUGUAACAACUGGACACUUUCUCCGUUGCCUCAUCGGAGAUAUCGAGACGAUCGCUGGUUGGUGGAUCGCAUGGACAUCGAUAUUGGAGCACCCGGUGGCUGUCGGCAGUUCAUUGAAGCGUUAAGAAAAGAGAUGCGGGGAAGACGAGAAAGUAACAGCAAAUGAAAAUUAGU
Molecule: messenger RNA, 1011 nt
Organism: Wyeomyia smithii (pitcher-plant mosquito)
Lineage: Eukaryota; Metazoa; Arthropoda; Insecta; Diptera; Culicidae
Product: carbonic anhydrase 1-like
Exons: 1
Coding region: 14-1003 (329 amino acids)
Cellular component (GO): cytoplasm
Molecular function (GO): carbonate dehydratase activity; zinc ion binding
Source: RefSeq, a predicted model, not a curated record